AUGCUAGAGUAUUACAAGAAUAAGUCCAUCUUUGUCACAGGAGCACCGGGGUUCCUAGGUACGGUAAUCAUUUAUCGCUUGAUCAGCUUGUGCGAAGUCCAGCAUGUCUAUGUGCUUUGCCGAGGAGGAAUUGAGCGCUUGCGAUCCAAUUGGAGUCAAGGGUUACCCGAAGAGACAAUGAACGCCCUAUGCGAUCCUUCGCGAACUACAGUAUUCGAUGGCGACAUCCGCUUGCCAGACAUGGGCAUAUCGAAGGACAAGCUUGACAUGGUGCGAACACAGGUGGAUGUUAUCAUCCAUGCGGCAUCUUCAAUUAACCUCGCCACACCUCUUUCUGGUCUGUUCGAUGUAAUUAUCCGGUCCAGUGACAUGAUCGGAAGAUUUGCUCUCUCAUGUCCAAAGCUUGACCGGUUUGUAUAUGUUUCCACUGCAUACGCAAAUGGCCACCUGAGCCCCUCAAGGCACGCAUGCGACAUUGAAGUUAAUGAGAGAGUGUAUGAUCUAGGAAGCUCAGCGAGCGUCAUAGAGGAAUUGGCGGAGGUCGAAAGAUACGGCACUAGCAAGGUUUAUCAGGCGCAUGAGUUCCCUUGGCCAUACGCGUACGCUAAGAACUUGACUGAGCGACUGCUAGUUCGCCGCUUUCAAGAUCAUAGGGCGAUGAACACGUUACUUAUCGUUCGUCCAUCCAUUGUUGGGCCUUCCCAAAGUGUACCAUACCCUGGCUUUUGUCUCCCAUUAUCCGCUCCAAUGCUCAUGUUGGCGGCUGUGAUGACAUUGAGCACAUCGCGGAAUAUGCGUAUUGGAACAAACUUGGCCGACCCUGACUCACAGGCAACCUUAGAUGGAAUCCCUGCUGACGUUGUUGCCGACCGACUUAUCACGCACGUUGCUGCUGGUACAGCUGUCUGCAUCCAUGCUGUGAGCGGUGAGAGGGCAAGAUAUAAAACACGCGAUGUAUGGGAGCAAGCAAUGCAAUUCCGGCUGAUCCCCUGGGAUCUGAAACUGGUGUGGGAUCCAAACGGUUGGCGAUCUCCGAACCAGCAUUUUCUAUGUCGCCGUUAUAACUUACUCGGCGUCUCGUAUGCCUUCUCAGAAAGGCGAACCGUGGAAUUGUCAACCACACCCUCACCUGAAGAACGUAAGGAACUUCAGCUCUUCACCCAAGUUGAAGCUUGGAGACCAGCAAAGAGUCAGUAA
Molecule: messenger RNA, 1197 nt
Organism: Aspergillus caelatus
Lineage: Eukaryota; Fungi; Ascomycota; Eurotiomycetes; Eurotiales; Aspergillaceae
Product: male sterility protein-domain-containing protein
Exons: 3
Coding region: 1-1197 (398 amino acids)
Biological process (GO): long-chain fatty-acyl-CoA metabolic process
Cellular component (GO): peroxisome
Molecular function (GO): alcohol-forming very long-chain fatty acyl-CoA reductase (NADP+) activity
Source: RefSeq, a predicted model, not a curated record